CUGGCUGAUAAAGCAUAAUUGCGAUAAUUGCGUUUUAUUUGACACUGCUUUAUUAUUAUUAUUUUUUUUUUAAUAAAGUAUAAAGUGUAAAAUUUUAAUCAGCCUUCUUAACUAUUUGCCAAAUAGAUUUCGUAUCACCGUGGAUUUUUUUGCUGUGUUUCAGCAGGCUCAGUUAGGAUGAACUGAAUGCUUUAGGCUGCCGUCGGACCCUGUCGAUGAAAUAAAUUUCAAUUUAAUUAGUGCAAGGCAACAAGGUGCAAGGUGGGCGCGGGUGGGCGCACCCAACACCUUUUGAAGAAACUCCUUGAAACCUUUUGAGAGAAGAGUUCAAGCCAAGGAGGUUCAAGCAACGUCCCAGCUGGAAUAGCGGGCGGCGGGCUUUGCUGUUUUGUUGACGUUCAGUUCAGUCAAGUUCAGUGUUCAGUUCAGUUCCUCGAAAAUACUGCAAGAAGCCAAAGGCUGCGUAAAUAUGGAGAGUCUGCAGGAAGUUAUUGAUGAAUCGCUGCAAAAAUACAUCCUCCACAUCAGCAGAGUUGUGGGCAAGUUGGACCAGAGUGGUCUUACAGACGAGGAGAAAGGACACUUUCUUGAGAAAUGCCAGGAUGUUAUUGGCGAGUGCUGCACUUUGGAUCUUGAUCACAAACGCAAUUUGGAGCUGUUGAAAGAGGCAGAGAACGUCUUCGCAGAUGAAAGCAACACAAAGACUCCUGACGAGAUUUUUGAAGAGCUGAAAAAACAGAAGAAGAACAAAAAGAAAGAUGAAGCCUUCAAUGAUCAUGAAAUCUACAAGAGUGUCAUUGAAAUCGUCAAGGAGGCCAGGGAGAAAGCUGGUUUGGAUGAAGAGGAGAUGGAUCAGACUGAGGCCGGAGAAGAUGGACUGCUUGUGUCCGAAUUCCAAGUCAGCACUGUCUGUCCCAUCAGCAGGAAGAAAAUGACUGACCCAUACAAAUCGAAGGCGUGCAAACACACUUUUGACAAAGAGUCCAUCCUUGCUCUCUUAAAGAACAAAACAAACAUUAGGUGUCCAAUUGGUGGCUGUGGACACUUGGUUGGCAAAGAAGACUUGGUGAUUGAUUACCAGAUGCGGCGCCACAUCGACCGCUUGGACAGUCAGUAAAGCAACGGAUUUGCGAUGUGACAAAUUUCAAGUGAGCCCUUUUAUGUUUCAUCAAACAAUAAACGAUUCUCUCAAGUGCAAGGGACAAAAACUUGAGAAUUACGUAUUUAUAAGUUAAGAAUCUGCAAAAGUGCGCCUAAAUAAAUUUUAAAAUUUUGA
Neocloeon triangulifer is the source of this 1276-nucleotide messenger RNA. Its product is annotated as E3 SUMO-protein ligase NSE2-like. NCBI's taxonomy places the organism in Eukaryota, Metazoa, Arthropoda, Insecta, Ephemeroptera, Baetidae. Gene Ontology annotation, biological process: double-strand break repair via homologous recombination; protein sumoylation. The coding region runs from base 470 to 1117 and encodes 215 amino acids. Gene Ontology annotation, molecular function: SUMO ligase activity; zinc ion binding. The record is from RefSeq and is a predicted model, not a curated record. Gene Ontology annotation, cellular component: nucleus; Smc5-Smc6 complex. The transcript has 5 exons.